Rattus norvegicus (Norway rat) is the source of this 5998-nucleotide messenger RNA. It is a transcript of the gene Ints2, whose product is annotated as integrator complex subunit 2. Gene Ontology annotation, cellular component: integrator complex; nucleus. Gene Ontology annotation, biological process: snRNA processing. The record is from RefSeq and is a predicted model, not a curated record. Lineage: Eukaryota; Metazoa; Chordata; Mammalia; Rodentia; Muridae.
CACGCGCAGAGCUUCCCAGAACCCUCAAGCUGGCUGUUCUUGUCCCUGCGGACAUCCUCUCAGUGCUGUACGGCGGCCGGCUCGGGCCAGAAGCUUGGGAUGAAUGGAAGUGCAGGGUGCAGGUUGAAUUAACUCUCUGCUUUUCCCUCUCUCCCGGUUGCUUCUGCCUUUUCUUUUUUUUUCUUUUUUUCCUUUUUGCAGUGUUCCCAUUCUGAUCCCCGCUCUGUCGACGACCCGGUUGGUCCAGCGUCAGAGUUCUUGGUGCCCGAGUCGACCCCGGGCAUAGCCGGUGUUUAGGGAUCCGGAUAAUCGCCUAGGCCCAACUUCGGACCGCGUUCUCGAUUUCUGCCCCGUCCGGCGCUCGGACGCGGUAUCCGAGAAGGUCUCUUGAGGCUGGAGGCUUGAUCUCAAGGAUCGAGAGAGAUGAUGCCUGAGUGCACAAGCCUUCAGUUUGUCAGCCCUUGUGCUUUUGAAGCCAUGCAGAAGGUGGACGUCGUUCGCCUGGCAUCUUUAAGUGAUCCAGAACUAAGACUUCUCUUGCCCUGCUUGGUGAGGAUGGCUCUUUGUGCUCCUGCCGACCAGAGCCAAAGCUGGGCUCAGGAUAAAAAACUUAUACUUCGCCUUCUGUCUGGAGUGGAAGCUGUCAACUCCAUUGUUGCACUGCUGUCUGUGGACUUCCACGCCCUGGAACAAGAUGCCAGCAAAGAACAACAGCUCAGGCAUAAACUUGGAGGAGGCAGUGGAGAGAGCAUCCUGGUAUCACAGCUUCAGCAUGGACUGACUCUAGAAUUUGAACACAGUGAUUCCCCUCGUCGAUUGCGGCUUGUGCUGAGUGAAUUGUUGGCAAUUAUGAACAAGGUGUCGGAGUGCAGUGGGGAGUUUUUCUUCAAGUCUUCUGAGCUCUUUGAGAGCGCCGUGUACUUGGAGGAGGCUGCGGAUGUCCUUUGUAUCUUACAAGCAGAGCUCCCUUCCUUGCUUCCUAUAGUGGAUGUGGCUGAAGCCUUGCUACAUGUAAGAAAUGGUGCCUGGUUCUUGUGUCUCUUGGUAGCCAACGUUCCUGAUAGUUUUAAUGAAGUUUGUAGGGGCCUGAUCAAAAAUGGAGAACGGCAGGAUGAAGAAAGCCUUGGAGGGAGGCGCAGGACAGACGCCUUACGCUUCUUAUGCAGAAUGAAUCCUUCUCAGGCCCUGAAGGUCCGGGGCAUGGUGGUGGAAGAAUGUCACUUGCCAGGCCUUGGGGUAGCUUUGACAUUGGAUCAUACCAAAACUGAAGCUUGUGAAGAUGGAGUGAGUGACUUGGUUUGCUUUGUCAGUGGCUUGCUUCUUGGAACAAAUGCAAAAGUCAGGACUUGGUUUGGAACCUUCAUUCGAAAUGGACAACAGAGAAGAAGGGAGAACAGCGGCUCGGUGCUUUGGCAGAUGAGAAGGCAGCUUCUUCUGGAGUUGAUGGGCAUUCUCCCCACAGUGAGGAGCACCCGUAUUGUGGAGGAAGCCGAUGUGGAGAUGGAGCCUACUGUGUCGGUGUACUCGGGGCUGAAAGAAGAGCAUGUCGUCAAAGCCAGCGCACUCCUACGUCUAUACUGUGCCUUGAUGGGGAUUGCUGGACUCAAGCCAACUGAAGAGGAAGCCGAGCAGCUGCUGCAGCUGAUGACCAGCCGGCCUCCCGCCACGCCCGCCGGGGUUCGCUUCGUUUCGCUGUCCUUCUGUAUGCUGCUGGCCUUCUCCACACUUGUCAGCACGCCGGAGCAGGAGCAGCUGAUGGUCGUGUGGCUCAGCUGGAUGAUCAAAGAAGAAGCCUACUUCGAGAGUACAUCAGGUGUCUCGGCAUCUUUUGGGGAGAUGUUGUUAUUGGUGGCCAUGUAUUUCCACAGCAACCAGCUUAGUGCUAUCAUUGACUUAGUCUGCUCCACUUUGGGGAUGAAGAUCGUGAUUAAGCCAAGCUCCUUGAGCAGGAUGAAGACCAUCUUCACACAGGAGAUCUUUACAGAGCAGGUUGUCACAGCCCAUGCAGUGCGAGUUCCUGUCACCAGCAACCUGAGUGCCAAUAUUACUGGGUUUUUGCCCAUUCAUUGUAUUUACCAACUUCUCAGGAGUCGAUCGUUUACCAAGCACAAAGUGUCAAUAAAAGACUGGAUUUAUAGACAGCUGUGUGAAACUUCCACUCCACUGCACCCGCAGCUGCUUCCUCUGAUUGAUGUGUACAUAAACUCUAUACUUACUCCUGCAUCUAAAUCUAACCCUGAAGCCACAAACCAGCCGGUCACUGAGCAGGAGAUACUCAACAUCUUCCAGGAAGUCAUCGGGGGUGACAGCGUCCGCCUUAACCAGCGCUUCAGCAUCACAGCGCAGCUUCUGGUGCUCUAUUAUAUCCUGUCCUACGAGGAAGCUCUCCUGGCAAACACAAAGACGUUAGCAUCCAUGCAGAGGAAGCCCAAGUCGUAUUCUUCUUCUCUAAUGGAUCAGAUUCCUAUCAAGUUUCUCAUUCGGCAGGCUCAAGGACUACAGCAGGAGUUGGGAGGGCUGCAUUCAGCUUUACUCCGUCUUCUAGCAACUAAUUACCCCCAUUUGUGUAUCGUGGAUGACUGGAUCUGUGAGGAGGAGAUCACAGGGACGGAUGCUCUGUUAAGGCGAAUGCUCCUGACUAGUAAUGCCAAAACCCACUCUCCGAAACAGCUGCAGGAAGCAUUUUCAGCUGUCCCUGUAAGUCACACACAAGUGAUGCAGAUUAUGGAGCACUUGACUCUACUUUCUGCCAGUGAGCUUAUACCAUAUGCAGAAGUUUUAACGUCCAAUAUGAAUCAGCUUCUGAAUUCUGGUGUUCCACGGAGAAUUCUUCAAACUGUCAACAAGUUAUGGAUGGUUCUUAAUACUGUGAUGCCAAGAAGGCUGUGGGUAAUGACGGUUAAUGCACUCCAACCUUCCAUAAAGUUUAUACGACAACAGAAAUAUACCCAGAAUGAUUUGAUGAUAGAUCCUCUCAUUGUCUUGAGGUGUGACCGAAGGGUCCACAGGUGUCCUCCACUAAUGGAUGUUACUUUACACAUGCUGAAUGGGUAUCUCCUUGCCUCUAAAGCUUACCUUAGUGCCCAUCUGAAGGAAACAGCAGAGCAGGAUAGACCUUCCCCGAAUAAUACAGUAGGCUUGGUUGGACAGACUGAUGCCCCAGAAGUGACCAGAGAAGAACUGAAAAAUGCAUUACUGGCUGCUCAGGACAGUGCGGCUGUCCAGAUUCUCUUAGAGAUUUGUUUGCCUACUGAAGAGGAAAAGGCAAAGGCUGCCAAUUCAGACAUCUCCCUCAGGAACACUCAGGGUGUCAUUACCAUUGGCACCCCAAAUAAAGACACAGAAGAAGGAGAAGACAGUUUGCUUUGCAACCUUCGAGAAGUUCAGUGCCUUAUCUGUUGCCUGUUGCACCAAAUGUACAUUGCUGAUCCCAACAUUGCUAAACUUGUUCACUUUCAGGGCUAUCCAUGUGAACUUCUGCCUCUAACAGUCGCAGGGAUCCCAUCUAUGCACAUCUGUUUGGACUUCAUACCGGAGCUUAUUGCCCAGCCGGAACUUGAAAAACAGAUAUUUGCUAUACAGCUGCUUUCUCACUUGUGUAUCCAGUAUGCAUUACCGAAGUCACUAAGUGUGGCUCGCUUAGCUGUCAAUGUCAUGGGGACUUUGCUAACAGCAGUUCUAACACAAGCUAAGCGGCAUUCUUUUUUCAUGCCGACUCUUCCAAGUUUGGUCUCCUUUUGCCGAGCAUUUCCUCCACUGUAUGAGGAUGUUAUGUCUUUGCUCGUUCAAAUAGGACAAGUGUGUGCCUCUGAUGUUGCCACUCAGACAAGAGACAUUGAUCCGAUCAUUACCCGUCUUCAACAAAUAAAGGAGAAACCUAGCGGAUGGUCUCAAAUUUAUAAAGAUGCAUCUUACAAACAUGGAUCCAGGGACACUGGAAGCAUGGAUCCUGAUGUCCAGCUCUGUCAUUGUAUUGAAAGCACAGUAAUUGAAAUAAUAAACAUGAGUGUUAGUGGGAUUUAAAAAAAGACAGGUUUUAAAUGCAGCCAUUUGCUGCAUAUACUGAACAGGAUUCUGGACUUUAUGAGAACUCUAAACUGAAUGAGAACAGUGAGAUCUUGGAAUUGCUGAAGUGAUUCAGUUCAGCAGAGUAUAAUUUAGAACUCUCUGAGAAUUUACUUGUUUGUUUGAUUGGCAUAUCUUUGGAUCUGCUCUGAUGGUAUGUUUAUAUUGAAGCAGCUGAACUUCUUUUCCAUUGGGCACACUUUAAGAAACUUGUCCCUGGUUCAUGUUCUCAGCUGUUUGACGUGAAGACAGUGCCAGGCUUUUCAUUUAAUCUCUUAAAAACGAGCCUGUGGAUAGCCCUCAUAUUUGUGAGCUUUUAACAAUUUCAACAGAGAGGAGAGGAAGGAGAAAGAGGGAUGAAGGGCAGGAAUAAUUUAGAAAAAAAUACCACUUAAGUACGUAGAAAUCAUACAGACUUGUAAUGCAAGAAACAGUAUUACAGGUUGAAGUUCUAAUUUGUUAAAAAUAAUAGUAAGAUGGCUUAAAGGAAAAAAAAAAAGGCAGUUAAGCCAGGUGUAGCAGAGCAUGCCUUAAAUCCCAGCCUGAGGGAGAAAGGGAGCAAGUAGAUCUCUGUCCCAGGCCAGCCUGCUUUACAUAGUGAGUUCCAGGAAAGUCAGAGCUACAUAGUGAGACCCUGUCCAAAAACAAUAAGUAAAUAAACUAUUAAAUGACUGCCUUGGAAUUACAGAUGAAGAUAGAAGGAUUUCACAAAUCUGCUUCAACUUUUCCUAAUAUAUGAAGCCAUAUGUUUAAAGAGAUACUUGAAUAAUUUGAAAUUUUAAGAUACUGAUUAUAGUUACAGAAACAUCUUUGUUUUGUGCAAAGAAGAACCUGAAGUGAAUUUCAUUUAUUCUUUUUAAAAUUUAUUUUUAUAAUACUCUAUUAUCUAAUUCUCAGAGGAGCAGACAUGUAUCCAAUUAAAUGAACUUUAGAGCAACAACCUCAACUGUGCUCUCGGUUCGUCGCCAGGAUUGUAAUUCACAUUUUACUCUGAGGAGAAUUUGUAAGAAAAUACAGUGUUUGAACCUCAGGAAAACGAUAGUGUGGUAAAUGCUGUGUUGCUGACUUUUGCAGCCCUCUGUUAGGAGCUUCACGAUGAAGGAGAUGCAUUCAGAUAACCAUAAUCAUUUUUUAAAUUAAGUAGCCAAUGUAGAAGGUACUUCUUUGCUGUGUGAGAAAUACCUCAGUCAUUUGCCACCCCACUCAAAGCAGACCUCUGGUUAAAACAGGUAGUAAGCUAAAAGGGAAGUUUGUUUUUUUACAAAAAAAAACUUUAGCUUCAUCCUUUCCACGUGGACAUAGUCACAUCUCAUUUUCCUUUUCACUCCUGACCCUACCUCAUGUAGGUAUUCUAUUAAAGACACGUUUAUAGCUGUUUCCAAUCAUGAAGUGCAUAGUGUGCAUGGUGGAAUAUAUAUGUAUAUAUAUAUAUACAUAUAUAUAUAUAACUUUUUAUUAGAUGCUUAAUGUUCAAUUAAGUGAUUUUGAUGUGAAGAGUAAGAAUAUGCUUUAAAGAUAGACCACAGGAAUUUCAUAUUUUCAAUGAGACAGUUUUGUAGUCUCUUAACUGCUCCUGUUUUGUUUUUAAAUGAGGCCUUUCUGGAAUAUUUUGUGUGAAUAGUAGAAUCCUUUAGGAAUUCUGAAAUGUUUGAAGUAUGUUUUGUAAUGAAAUACAGUACACAUUUUGUGGAUCAAUUUUCCAAGACUAGUCAUAACCUACUGUGUUAAAGUAAUAACAUAGCCUAUUUUUCAUCUGAUUUGUUGAUGAUGUAAAUAAAAUGUGUAAAUAAUAUUAGUAAAUGUUAAUAUUCAUGUAUCUUAAGUUAAGGUUAUAAACUUUGUCACAAUGUGAUUUUUUUUUUAUUCCAGUCAAAACAGAUGUGUGCAACUAUUUUGGAUAUUGAUUUAUAAACAUUCAUUCUUUAUCAAUGAA